CUGCUGCACUCCGCCUGUUCCACUUGCUGCCCACACAGCUGGCUCCAGACCCCAGCACCUGCUCCAGAGAAUGGCUGUGGGACGCCCACUGUGGAUGGGGCUGGUCCUGCUAGGGGCUUUGGGGGUCCUGCAGACCCCCGGCCAGGCCCAGCUCUCUCUGCAGCCCAACUUCCAACAGGACAAGUUCCUGGGCCGCUGGUUCAGCGCGGGCCUGGCUUCGAAUUCCUCGUGGUUCCGAGAGAAGAAGGCGGUGCUGUCCAUGUGCCGGUCCGAGCUGUCCCUCACCGCCGACGGUGACCUCAACCUCACCUCCACCUUCGUCAGGUGGGCUGGCGCGGGCAGGUUCCCCAGGGGCGGUGAGGGGGCGCUGCGG
Molecule: messenger RNA, 373 nt
Organism: Echinops telfairi (small Madagascar hedgehog)
Lineage: Eukaryota; Metazoa; Chordata; Mammalia; Afrosoricida; Tenrecidae
Gene: PTGDS
Product: prostaglandin D2 synthase
Exons: 2
Molecular function (GO): small molecule binding
Source: RefSeq, a predicted model, not a curated record